GCCCUCUUCUAAAGGGACGUUAUUGGAUGACUGAUCUUUGACUUAAACUGCAGGGCGAAUUCCACUUUAUCUUUCUCAAAAUUCGCAAGGUUUUAAAAAAAAAAAUUAUAAGAGUGCUAUCGCCGUAGGGCCAUGGAAAACACUGUUUCGCCUUUUUUCACUUAGUAGAAAACGUUCCCUGCAUCGUGGAUUCCGCCAGGAGUUCGCGCAUGCGCAUAAGGUAUCAGAAGAUGGCGAUAAUCGCCGCAUUUUUUUCAAAUUAGUGGUUCCCAGAAAGCAUUGCGCGCAUUUGUAACGAAUUUCCGUUCGAGUUUGUAUUUUAGGCGCCAUUUUCGAGUGAAGGACCCGGAGCCGAAACACCGGUAGCAGCCGGUGGGGGGGCUAUACAACCGUUUCCAGCCUCGGUCUGAGAAGACUAUCCCGCAGCGACAAUGCCCCGUAAAGGCACCCAACCCUCCACUGCCCGUCGCAGAGAGGAAGGGCCGCCGCGGUCCCCGGACGGCACCAGCAGCGACGCGGAGCCGGAUCCGCCGCCCGGCCGCGCGAGGAGCCAGGCGCUGGCCACCGCAGAAACUCCAAGUGAGGAAAUUGAUAAUAGAAGUUUAGAAGAGAUUUUGAAUAGCAUCCCUCCUCCCCCACCUCCUGCAAUGACCAAUGAACCUGGAGCUCCUCGUCUUAUGAUAACUCAUAUUGUAAACCAGAACUUCAAAUCUUAUGCUGGGGAAAAAAUUCUGGGACCUUUCCAUAAGCGAUUUUCCUGUAUUAUUGGGCCAAAUGGCAGUGGCAAAUCCAAUGUUAUUGAUUCUAUGCUUUUUGUAUUUGGCUAUCGAGCCCAAAAAAUAAGAUCUAAAAAACUCUCAGUUCUAAUACACAAUUCUGAUGAACAUAAGGAUAUUCAGAGUUGCACUGUAGCUGUUCAUUUUCAAAAGAUAAUUGAUAAGGAAGGGGAUGAUUAUGAAGUCAUUCCUAACAGUAACUUCUAUGUAUCCAGAACGGCCUACAGAGAUAAUACUUCUGUUUAUCACGUAAGUGGGAAGAAGACUACAUUUAAGGAUGUUGGAAUUCUUCUUCGAAGCCAUGGAAUUGACUUGGACCAUAAUAGAUUUUUAAUCUUACAGGGUGAAGUUGAACAAAUUGCUAUGAUGAAACCAAAAGGCCAGACUGAACACGAUGAGGGUAUGCUUGAAUAUUUAGAAGAUAUAAUUGGUUCUGGACGACUAAAUGAACCUAUUAAAAUCUUGUGUCGGAGAGUUGAAAUAUUAAAUGAACACAGAGGAGAAAAGUUAAACAGAGUUAAGAUGGUAGAAAAGGAAAAGGAUGCCUUAGAAGGAGAAAAAAACAUAGCCAUUGAAUUUCUUACCUUGGAAAAUGAAAUAUUUAGAAAAAAGAAUCAUGUCUGUCAAUAUUACAUUUAUGAUCUGCAGAAACGAAUUGCUGAAAUGGAGACUCAAAAGGAAAAAAUUAAUGAAGAUACCAAAGAAAUUAAUGAGAAGAGCAAUAUACUAUCAAAUGAAAUGAAAGCUAAGAAUAAAGCUGUAAAAGAUAUAGAGAAGAAGCUGAAUAAAAUCACAAAAUUUAUUGAGGAGAACAAAGAAAAAUUUACAAAACUAGAUUUGGAAGAUGUUCAAGUUAGGGAAAAAUUGAAACAUGCUACCAGUAAAGGCAAAAAACUAGAGAAACAACUUCAAAAAGAUAAAGAAAAGGUUGAAGAAUUUAAAAGUAUACCUGCCAAGAGUGAGAAUAUCAUAAGGGAGACAACAACUAGAAACAAUGCCCUUGAGAAAGAAAAAGAAAAAGAAGAAGAAAAAUUAAAGGAAGUUAUGGAUAGCCUUAAACAGGAAACACAAGGCCUUCAAAAAGAAAAAGAAAGUCGAGAGAAAGAACUUAUGGACUUCAGCAAAUCAGUAAAUGAAGCACGUUCAAAGAUGGAUGUAGCUCAAUCAGAACUUGAUAUCUAUCUCAGUCGUCAUAAUACUGCAGUAUCUCAAUUAAGUAAAGCCAAAGAAGCUCUAAUGGCAGCUUCUGAGACUCUCAAAGAAAGGAAAGCUGCUAUUGGAGAUAUAGAGGCAAAACUCCCUCAAACUGAACGUGAGCUAAAGGAGAAAGAAAAAGAACUUCAAAAACUUACACAAGAAGAAAUAAAUUUCAAAAGUUUGGUUCGUGAUCUUUUCCAAAAAGUUGAAGAAGCAAAGAGUUCCUUAGCAAUGAAUCGAAGUAGAGGGAAAGUCCUUGAUGCAAUAAUUCAAGAAAAAAAAUCUGGCAGAAUUCCAGGAAUAUAUGGACGGCUGGGGGACUUAGGAACAAUUGAUGAAAAAUACGAUGUUGCUAUUUCAUCUUGUUGUCAUGCAUUAGACUACAUUGUUGUUGAUUCUAUUGAUACAGCCCAAGAAUGUGUAAACUUCCUUAAAAGACAAAAUAUUGGAGUUGCAACCUUCAUAGGUUUGGAUAAGAUGGCAGUGUGGGCAAAGAAAAUGACCAAAAUUCAAACUCCUGAGAAUACUCCUCGGUUAUUUGAUUUAGUAAAAGUAAAAGAUGGGGCAAUUCGCCAAGCUUUUUACUUUGCCUUACGGGAUACCUUAGUAGCUGACAGCUUAGAUCAAGCCACACGAGUAGCUUAUCAAAAAGAUAGAAGAUGGAGAGUGGUAACAUUACAAGGGCAAAUCAUAGAACAGUCAGGUACAAUGACUGGCGGUGGAAGCAAAGUAAUGAAAGGAAGGAUGGGUUCAUCAGUUGUUGUUGAAAUCUCAGAAGAAGAGGUAAAUAAAAUGGAAUCACAGUUGCAGAGAGACUCUCAAAAAGCAGUGCAAAUUCAGGAACAGAAAGUACAACUGGAAGAAGCAAUACUUAGGUUAAGGCAUAGUGAACGAGAAAUGAGGAAUACAUUGGAAAAGUUUUCUGCAAGCAUCCAGCGUUUAUCAGAGCAAGAAGAAUAUUUGAAUGUCCAAGUUAAGGAACUUGAAGCUAAUGUACUUGCUACAGUCCCUGACAAAAAACAGCAGAAAUUGCUUGAAGAAAAUGUUAAUGCUUUCAAGACAGAGUAUAACAAUGUGGCUGAGAGAGCUGGUAAAGUGGAAGCUGAGGUUAAAAGGUUACACAAUAUCAUCGUAGAAAUCAAUAACCAUAAACUCAAGGCUCAACAAGACAAACUUGAUAAAAUAAAUAAGCAAUUAGAUGAAUGUGCUUCUGCUAUUACUAAGGCACAAGUGGCAAUCAAGACUGCUGACAGAAAUCUUAAAAAAGCACAAGACAGUGUCUUACGUACAGAGAAAGAAAUAAAAGAUACUGAGAAAGAAGUAGAUGACUUAACAACAGAGCUAAAAAGUCUUGAAGACAAAGCAGCAGAGGUUGUAAAGAAUACAAAUGACGCAGAGGCAUCCUUACCAGAAAUUCAGAAAGAACAUCGAAACCUACUUCAAGAACUAAAAGUAAUUCAGGAAAAUGAACAUGCUCUCCAAAAAGAUGCACUUAGUAUUAAGUUGAAACUUGAACAAAUAGAUGGUCACAUUGGUGAACAUAAUUCUAAAAUAAAAUAUUGGCAAAAAGAGAUUUCAAAAAUAUCACUGCAUCCCAUAGAAGAUAAUCACGUUGAAAAGGUUCCAGUUCUAAGCCCAGAAGAGCUUGAAGCAAUCAAGAACCCAGAUUCUAUAACCAAUCAAAUUGCAGUUUUGGAAGCCCAGUGUCAUGAAAUGAAACCCAAUCUUGGCGCCAUUGCAGAUUAUAAAAAGAAGGAAGAAUUAUAUUUACAACGGGUAGCAGAAUUGGAUAAAAUUACUAAUGAAAGAGAUAAUUUUAGACAGGCAUAUGAAGAUCUUCGAAAACAAAGACUUAAUGAAUUCAUGGCAGGUUUUUAUAUAAUAACAAAUAAAUUAAAGGAAAAUUACCAAAUGCUUACUUUGGGAGGCGAUGCUGAGCUGGACCUUGUAGACAGCAUGGAUCCUUUCUCUGAAGGAAUCACGUUCAGUGUUCGACCACCUAAGAAAAGUUGGAAGAAGAUCUUCAACCUUUCAGGAGGAGAGAAAACACUUAGUUCAUUGGCUUUAGUGUUUGCUCUUCAUCACUAUAAACCCACUCCCCUCUACUUCAUGGAUGAGAUUGACGCAGCCCUUGAUUUCAAAAAUGUUUCUAUUGUUGCAUUUUACAUAUAUGAACAAACAAAAAAUGCCCAGUUCAUAAUAAUUUCUCUUCGAAAUAAUAUGUUUGAGAUUUCAGAUAGACUUAUUGGAAUUUACAAGACAUACAAUAUAACAAAAAGCGUUGCAGUAAACCCAAAAGAAAUUGCAUCUAAAGGACUUUGCUAAAUUUGCUUAAUCUGAAGAUUUUUCAAAAUCUUACCAUAGAUUCAACAUAUUGUAUUUACUUUCUAUUUGUAAAGGAUAUAAAUUAUAUAAAAUACCUAUUAAAUUGUAUCAUAGUUUCUAUUUUAUGCUCUUAAUUAAGAGAUGUUACAAGUUUAAUAAAAUAUUCUCCAUAUGCCUGUUUCUAGGAGAUUGUAAGAAUCUGACAAUUUUGUACUAUGGAGAAAAUAAGAUGCCUGGACAGUCAGAUAACUUCCCCUUAGUUCCACAGUGCUACCUGCAGAGUUAAAAGUACAUUCUUGAUGAAUAGUACAGUUGUAAACUAAAUCUUGUUAAACCAGUCAUUCUGAAUUGUAAGAAUGAGAAUUUGAGUAUUAUACAUUCUUAAACUAAUGUGCCUGACUGUUUAAACACUUGUGAAAGGGCCAGCAAAUGUCUGAAAUAACUUGAGUGGGUUGAAAAGGAAAAAUACCCACUAUAGUUGCUUCAGAAAAAGAAUGAUUUAAGUGUAUAAGGGUUAAUUUCUUUUGUAUAAAUGGAAAUUAGGUUGCAGUACUGUUUGUCCAUCAAGUUGUCAGAAGGCUUUCUUGUUAUUGUUACACUGCAUUAGCUCAAGAAUAUACUACUGGAAAUAUGAUGGCAACCACUUCAUUUUCAGAAAAAAAUCCUGGUAUUGAAUCAGAAGUCUGGUCUAAGCUAUUCAGUUUCUAGAUAGCCUGAGAAUUAAAAUUUAAAAUAACCUUGUAAAAAUAACCUUGUUAUUCAUAGUGCAUUAUUGUUUAGGUACUGAAACCCAACAAAGACAGUCUGUAUCAUAAUCAGUAAGAUGUAAAUACAUUAGCAUGGACUUAAAUAAAGUAAGAUCUAAAAUUCAA
Odocoileus virginianus texanus is the source of this 5170-nucleotide messenger RNA. Lineage: Eukaryota; Metazoa; Chordata; Mammalia; Artiodactyla; Cervidae. The record is from RefSeq and is a predicted model, not a curated record.